CACUAGCACAAGUGUUAAUAUCUAAACAUAAAACAAGGCGUUUCAAACCUUCCGGAUCCUCUUCUGUGUUCUGUCAUAUGUGACAUUGGAUCAUCUACGAGUACAAUCUCAUAAGUUAACGUGAUCGUACCCGCUGCUGUUUUGUAAAUGUGUAAGACAUCACGAGCAGAUUGAUGACACUUGGUAUAUCAUCUCACAGCAGGAGGCAAGACACAUAGGUAGUUAAAUAUUAAUACAACUUUCGUUUGUGUCAACAUCGGGGUCUACUUGUGUCUACAUCACUAGAAACUAUUAUUAUUGUAAUUUCUAUAUCUUCAGUAAAACUGGGAAACAUAAUUUACAAUGGAAACAAUAUUUAACACAUAGAGGAAGAAAUAUGAGUGAACAGUAACAGUGUGAUUUGAAUUAUCAUUACGUGUUUCCGUGGAUAACACCAGGAACAAAAUGUUGCAUCCUGUCGCUCAACUCCAGCAACUUGUGCCGGGAGGAGUCCCCCCUCUGUAUUCUCCGUCCCAUCUUCACCAUCCUGCUGCGGCCGCCGCCAUUGCAUCAUUGCACUCACAAAGUUCAAGUUCUCCUUCGGGGCAAACCUCGUUUUUGAUUGACGAUAUUCUUGGAAAUUCACAAAACUGUUCAUCUACUUCUGGAGCCGGACUUCAUAAACCAACACCUAUCAACCCUGCCCAUGUGUCUCCAGGGCCAGUGACUGCUACUAGCUUGUACAAACCCUUGCCAAUGUACGAUGCCAACACACUCUUGUCACAUUCAUAUUUGACAUCGCCAGCGACAUAUCAAAAUACUCUCCUGAACCACAUGUACUCCGUCCCCUACGCCAGACCUGAAUAUUAUCUAGACCGCCAUGCAUAUGCAAAAGCUGGACCCAAACACUUUAUGUGGAACUACCCUUUCAUACAAAGACCAAUGCAUAAGAGGAAAGGUGGACAAGUUAGAUUCUCUAAUGACCAAACCUUAGAACUUGAGAAAAAAUUUGAGGCCCAGAAGUAUUUAUCACCACCCGAACGUAAAAGGCUUGCAAAAGUUCUCCAGUUAACUGAAAGACAGGUGAAAACUUGGUUCCAGAAUCGAAGAGCAAAAUGGCGCCGUUUAAAACAGGAAUCUCCAUCAGCAGAUAAACAAGACGACGCGUCCGGCGAAAACAAAGAAGAACGCUCCUCGAAAAGUGAGAUGGACGAUAUGGACAGAUGUACCUCCGACGAGGAAGAUUUCGAUAAUGAUUUAGAUGAUUCCGACGAUGAAAUUGACGUUGGUAAAGAGUGCAUAAGUAAAUAGAUUCCGCUGAAUGUCAUUAGUUUUGGUUCUUCAGAGGUGAUAUGAAUACAACUAUGGCUCUGCAAUUGUGCGCGUCAUGAAAAACGUGCUUCUAAUAAAGACGCAGAAAAACAAAUUCACUAUUUGAGAAAAAUGGUGAUGGUGGUUGAUGCUUUUUGCCAAUAUGCUGAAUAUAGAUUGACAGACAAAAGUGGAUGGUGAGAUAUAUGGGCGAAAAUAACUCAAACAGAUUUGUAUUACUGACUGACUGGCAAGAAAUGUGAUAUAAAGUGCAGAGCGUCAAAGUGCUAUAAUUGUGCCGAUGGUUGGCGAAUGCAGAAAACUGAUUAUGUGUAUGCAUCAAAUCUGCAAUUAAAAUGAAUGAAGUAUUCUUGCUUGUAUCACUGACACUUUUGCAACUUGAAGCAAAAUAGGAGAUAUGCAAUAUGUAACAUUAAUGCCUUGUUUAUACAAGACAUUAUAUUCAAUCUACUUCGACGUUACUAACGAUUAUGAACAAUGGCAAUAGUAUAACAUGUCUUAAUAGGUCACAGAGGUGCAAUCAUCGUAGCAUCCAGUACCUCAUUUUAAAACGUAUGAAAUGUCAUAAUUAUUUACAUGUAUAAUACAAUAUAUUUAUAACAUUGCUUUAUUUAAGCAUAUUUGAUAAAACAGAAUACUUGCAGCAGCUGAAAGUAGGUGGAAGAGUGUAUGAAUGGAAAAUUGAAAUGAGAAAUAAAAAUGUUUACAUGAA
This is a messenger RNA of Pecten maximus, 2023 nucleotides long. Its product is annotated as hematopoietically-expressed homeobox protein hhex-like. The record is from RefSeq and is a predicted model, not a curated record. Bases 445 to 1290 code for a protein of 281 amino acids. Lineage: Eukaryota; Metazoa; Mollusca; Bivalvia; Pectinida; Pectinidae. Gene Ontology annotation, molecular function: RNA polymerase II cis-regulatory region sequence-specific DNA binding; DNA-binding transcription factor activity, RNA polymerase II-specific. The transcript has 4 exons. Gene Ontology annotation, biological process: cell differentiation; regulation of transcription by RNA polymerase II.